Molecule: messenger RNA, 1377 nt
Organism: Loa loa (African eye worm)
Lineage: Eukaryota; Metazoa; Nematoda; Chromadorea; Rhabditida; Onchocercidae
Product: 40S ribosomal protein SA, variant
Exons: 4
Coding region: 131-892 (253 amino acids)
Biological process (GO): cytoplasmic translation; ribosomal small subunit assembly
Cellular component (GO): cytosolic small ribosomal subunit; ribosome; 90S preribosome
Molecular function (GO): structural constituent of ribosome
Source: RefSeq, a predicted model, not a curated record
GCGUUGGUCGGUAUGGUUCCUGGGGAUGGCGGGGUUGUACCGGUGGAGAAAUGUGAGGUGGUGCUGUGGAGAGUAAGCGAACUUGUGCGUUAGUAACGUUGCGAUGUUGCAGGUGAAGUGAUUCUUAACGAUGUCAGCGGGAUUGGAAUCGUUUGCCUUGAAAGAAGAAGAUGCUAUAAAACUUUUGGCAUGUCAAACUCAUGUAGGUGCUGCCAACUGUGACUUUCAAAUGGAGCAGUACGUAUGGAAAAGGAGAGCUGAUGGUGUUCACAUCAUCCAUCUACGAAAGACAUGGGAAAAACUGUUACUUGCUGCCCGUGCGAUUGCAGCCAUUGAUAACCCGGCAGACGUGUGUGUCGUAUCGGCACGUCCAUAUGCGCAGCGUGCUUUACUCAAAUUUGCAGCUCACACCGGUUCUACACCAAUUUUUGGACGUUUUACACCCGGAUGUUUAACCAAUCAAAUCCAGAAGCAAUUUAAGGAACCACGUCUGCUGAUUGUUUCUGAUCCUCGUGUCGAUCACCAAGCGGUAACGGAAGCAUCAUAUGUUGGUGUGCCAGUAAUUAGUUUUUGUAAUACGGAUUCACCGUUGAAAUUUAUCGACAUUGCAAUACCGUGCAAUAAUAAGGGUGUGCAAUCAAUAGGAUUGAUGUGGUGGCUGUUGGCUCGUGAAGUUUUGCUUAUUAAGGGCAAGAUGACACGGCAGACAGGAUUUAUACUUGAUGACAAGGAAAUCAUGCCUGACUUAUAUUUUUAUCGCAACCCAGAAGAACAAGAAAAAGAAGAACUGGUAGAAACGCGUGAAGUAAAGGAGCCUUGGCCUGGGGUCCCUCCUCCUGAGGUCGCAAAAAUUGAUGAGGUUGUAAGAUCCAUUGGAAUGGUAUUUGUUUAAUUCCUUUUCUUACUCCCUUUGAUUUGUUUUUUCAUUUUUCAGUUUAAUGCAACUAUUGUGUAAAAACGUUGUUAGCUUAUAAAAAUUUUCAUUGGUAUAUUUUCCUUAUAUUGCUUGUAUCUUUUUCGCCAUUUUUUUCUGCCCUGAAGUUACUUUUUCGUGCAAAAUUUCAGUCAAUUUUUUUGCAGACUUUUUAUUUGAAUAGUUUCAGUACCAAACAAUAGCUGGCGUCGAACCAGCGAAAAAGUUGGACUUCAGCAUGGUCGAACCUGUGAGUGAUUGGGCACAAGAAACGGAGCGAGCCGUGCAGCUGGACACCGCACAGCAACAGGAGUGGGGCGCUUCAACACAAAAUUCAAACUGGUAAUAUCAUAAUGAUGAAGAUUGUUACUGUUCUGAAGCUGAUCAUCAUCAACCAUGUUAAUAUAGUUAUGGAUAAUUUCAUGAUUAUUUUAUGGGAUAAACAAUUUAUUCUUUCCACUGCG